GAGCAAGGAGGGAUCUCGCUUUAGACCAGCGAAUCCAUCCACAAAGAUUCCGUGCACCUCCAGCGCAGCCUCCGCUGUCUGUCCCCGCGGCCGCGGCAACCGAGCAGGAAGAGGAGGAGGAUCCCGUCCUCCCAGUCUAGAGCAGCCGCUUGCAAAGCGCAUCGGCGGCACGGCCGUGGAUUCCGCGAAUCUGCCACCGCUUGCUGCUGCUUCUGAGACUGACACCGCCAUCGCAGCUGAUGGGGAUACCCAGCGACGGCGACGACGUGGUGCAAAUCCGGCACGCCGACGCCGCCGGCGAGCCCACCGUCGUCACCGUGAGCUGCCCCGACAAGACAGGACUGGGCUGCGACCUGUGCCGGGCCGUCCUCCUCUUCGGCCUCAGCGUCGUCAAGGGAGACAUGAGCACCGACGGCCGCUGGUGCUACAUCGUGUUCUGGCUGUUGCCGCGCGGGCGGCGGCCCGUGGCCGUGCCGUGGGACCUCCUCAAGGACCGGUUGCUUCAGCUCUGCCCCGUCGCGCCGCCAUUCGGCUUCGGGUCCCACGACGCGUACCUCGCGGCGGCGGCUGGCCUGCAGGACGUUCCGCCUCCCGCGCCACAGCUCUUCCUGCUCAAGCUAUGCUGCUUCGACCGGAUGGGACUCUUGCACGAUGUGACACGCGUUUUGUGUGAGCUAGAGCUCACGAUCCGGAGGGUGAAGGUCUCUACCACGCCUGAUGGGAGUGUGCUGGACCUUUUCUUCAUCACAGAUGCCAGGGGGCUUCUGCACACAAAGAGCAGGAGAGAAGAAACCCAGGACAGACUCGAGAGCGUCUUAGGCGACUCCUUGACAUGUUGCGAAAUAGAUCCUGCUGGCGAAGACAUGGUGUCUUGCUGCCUCCAGUCCUGGGCCUGGGCUUCGCUGACGCCUGCUGUUAUAGCACAGAUGUUUAGCACAGCUGAUCGCGUGGAGGAGCAACCGAUCGGCACAAGGGGUGGUGGUGGUGGUACCAUCAUCUCCGUGACGAUGGACAACUCGCUUAGCCCUGCCCACACUCUUAUUCAGAUUCAGUGUGGCGACCAUAAGGGCCUCCUGUAUGAUGUCAUGAGGAUAGUCAAAGACUGCAACAUUCAGAUUUCAUAUGGCCGAUUCUACGCGAGCCAAAACGGAAGGUGCGAGAUCGAUCUGUUCGCGGUGCAGUCGGACGGGAAGAAGAUCCUUGAUCAGCACAGGCAGAGAGCACUGUGCUGUCGCCUGAGGAUGGAGCUCCGCCGACCACUCCAUGUGGCGUUGGUGAACCGAGGUCCUGACACGGAGCUGCUGGUAGCGAACCCGGUCGAGGUUUCUGGGAAGGGUAGGCCGCUGGUGUUCUACGACAUCACCCUUGCUCUCAAGAAUCUUCAGAGACGAAUCUUCUUGGCUGAGAUUGGGAGGCACGUUGUGGAAGGCAGGGAGUGGGAGGUCUACAGAUUGCACUUCGGUGAGGAGCACGAGCUCUCGUCUGCGCUGCGGAAGAAGAUUGUGGAUGCAGUCACCAACAUGCUGAUGGGGUGGGACUGAUGGCACUGCUGCUGCUGCCGUGCCUCGGUCUGAAACAUUAUGCUUAGUGUUCUUCCAGAAACUAACCUAUUUGGUGCAAGCAAAGAAGAAACAACUGAUCUCUAUCUCUUAGAUGCAGCGGUUUUCAGCUAAUGCAGAGACCAUGAAACCUUUGGUUAUCUAAACAUGCACUAGGAACCGGGGUCCUACUACUUAGUGGGCACCAGACCUGAUGUAUAUGCAUAUACUGAAGCAUGAUCAAGAGUCAUGUGUGGCAUAUAUAUACCAUUUUGUCUUUGU
This is a messenger RNA of Zea mays, 1820 nucleotides long. RefSeq lists its product as uncharacterized. The record is from RefSeq and is marked validated. NCBI's taxonomy places the organism in Eukaryota, Viridiplantae, Streptophyta, Magnoliopsida, Poales, Poaceae.